Lasiodiplodia theobromae is the source of this 1794-nucleotide messenger RNA. RefSeq names its product Tannase subunit. The transcript has 3 exons. Bases 1 to 1794 code for a protein of 597 amino acids. The record is from RefSeq and is a predicted model, not a curated record. Lineage: Eukaryota; Fungi; Ascomycota; Dothideomycetes; Botryosphaeriales; Botryosphaeriaceae.
AUGCGCCAAUCCUCCCGCACGGCUGCGGCCGCCCUUGUAGCGGCCACUACUGCAAGUGCUGCAUCGCUUGCGGAUCUCUGUACCGUUGCCAACGUCCAAUCGGCGCUGCCGGCUAACGGAACCCUUCUCGGCAUCGAGCUCCUUCCGUCUUCGGUCACGGCCAGCCCUGUCUACAAUGCCUCGACCGGCGGUGGCAUGAGCAUGUCCACCACCUCCAGCUCGGCUACUUACUCGUACUGCAACGUCACGGUUGCUUACACUCGUCCGGGCAAGGAGUCGACCGACAAUGUUGUCGUCUGGUACGGUUUCCCCAGCCCCAGCGACUUCAAGAACCGUUUCUAUGUCGGCGGCGGCGGUGGCUAUACCAUCAGCACCAGCGCCACCGGUGGUCUGGCUUACGGUGCCGUGACCGGCACGACCGAUGCCGGAUAUGACGGCUUCAGCAAGAGCUACGACGAGGUUGUGCUCUACGGAAACGGCUCCAUCAACUGGGAUGCCACCUACAUGUUCGCCUACCAGGCCUUGGGCGAAACGACACUGAUCGGAAAGGCACUCACCAAGAACUUCUAUUCGACCAGCGACAAGAUCUACACCUACUUCGAGGGAUGCUCCGACGGUGGUCGUGAGGCCAUGAGCCAGGUCCAGCGCUGGGGCGAGGAGUACGACGGUGUGGUGGCGGGUGCUCCUGCCUUCCGCUAUGCCCAGCAGCAAGUUAACCACGUCUUCUCGGCUACUGUUCUGCACACCCUGGGGUACAACGCGCCUCCUUGCGAGCUUGAGAAGAUCGUGAACUUGACCAUCGCGGCCUGCGACCCGCUCGACGGCCGCAGUGACGGCGUCGUUUCCCGCACUGAUCUGUGCAAGAUGAACUUCAACCUCAACACGACCAUUGGAGAGCCGUACUACUGCGCCGCCGAGAACAGCACGUCUCUCGGCUUUGGCUUCAGCGGCGGCGCCAAGGUUAAGCGCCAGCAGACGACUGGCUCCACGACGAGCUACACGCCGGCGCAGAACGGCACCGUCACCGCUGAAGGUGUCGCCGUCGCCCAGGCCAUCUACGACGGCCUUAUUGGCUCUGACGGCAAGCGUGGCUACCUGUCCUACCAGACGGCCUGCUCUCUCGACGAUGCUUCGACCACGUACGACUCCAGCACCGGCGAGUGGGAGCUCAGCAUCCCGUCCACCGGUGGUGAGUUCGUGACCAAGUACGUGCAGCUGCUGGACCUCGACAACCUGGAGUCCCUGGACAACGUUACCUACGACACCCUGAUCGACUGGAUGAACACGGCCAUGGUCCGCUACCUUGACAGCCUGCAGACCACGCUGCCUGACCUGACGCCCUUCCAGAAGUCUGGAGGCAAGCUUCUCCACUACCACGGCGAGUCGGACCCCUCGAUCCCGUCAGGCUCCUCGGUGCACUACUUCGACAGCGUGCGCAAGACCAUGUACGCGGACAAGUCGUACAACGAGUCGGUCGAGGCGCUGGGCGACUGGUACCGCUUCUUCCUCGUUCCGGGCGCGGCGCACUGCGGCUCCAACAGCCUCCAGCCUGGCCCCUACCCGCAGAGCAACAUGGACAUCAUGAUCGACUGGGUCGAGAACGGCGUCGUGCCCGAGCGCCUCAACGCCACCGUCAGCUCCGGCGACAACGCUGGCGAGACCCAGAUGCUGUGCAACUGGCCCCUGCGCCCGCUGUGGAGCGGCAACACCACCGAUUUCGACUGCGUCUACGAUCAGGCCAGCAUUGACAGCUGGACCUACACUUUCGAUGCCUUCAAGAUGCCUGUCUACUAA